Messenger RNA from Lotus japonicus, 2595 nucleotides. Its product is annotated as la-related protein 1C. Lineage: Eukaryota; Viridiplantae; Streptophyta; Magnoliopsida; Fabales; Fabaceae. The record is from RefSeq and is a predicted model, not a curated record. Gene Ontology annotation, molecular function: RNA binding. The transcript is spliced from 6 exons. Bases 192 to 1688 code for a protein of 498 amino acids.
GCUUCCUUUUCUCCUACGCACACAAACAAAAACCAAACCUUCUUCUUCUUCUUCGUCUUCUCUCUGCGACGAUUAGAUCGCUCAAUUUUUGGAAACCCUAAUCUACUGCAUUUCUCGACCUAGCACUCUCUGUGCGAAUCGAAUCUUCUCUGUUACCGUCGAUCAUCUCAUCGACUGAGAUAUCAGCCCUAAUGGCCAUGACCGGUGACCAUGAUUCCUCCGAUGACAUCCAAUCGCGCCGCACCGCGCGCAUCCCCGUCGCUGCUUCGCCGUGGAACCAGGUUGUUCGCGGUGAAUCGGAGCCUGUUGCUGCUGCUCCUUCCUCGCCUCCGCCGCCGGAAGCUUUCCCCUCUGACGCUGUGGAUGAUUCAGGCUCCGAUAACGGCGGCCGGAACAAUGGCGGCUCGGUUAACAGGCCUGCUUGGAAUAGGCCAUCCAAUGGCGCGGGUUUGGAGGUUCAGCCUGUCAUGGACGCGCAAUCGUGGCCUGCGUUGUCGGAGGCUGCUAGAGCUAAGAUGAAAUCGGAGUCGUCGAAGGGUUUGUUGGAUAUAGCCUCUGUUCCCCAAUCGCAGGCUGCGGGAAGCAUGCCUUCUUCCUCGUCACAAAGACAGGUCAGUGAUAAAGCAAGCGUGAACAACAAUACGGUGCCAACUCACCAGAAACCAAUCAAGCAUAACAGCUCAAAUACAUCUUCUUAUGGUGGCCACCAACAUCAGUCUGCGCCCCAAGUUUCAAAUGCUGCAACAGGGUCUCACAACUCUUAUCCGAAAGAUCAUACACAUAGAAGUGGGUAUGUGUCGAAUGAUCAUCCGCAACAGCGUAACACAUUUAGAAAUCGCAACAAUGGUCCACAUCAGCGUGGAGAUGGAGCUCACCAUCAUAACUACGGGAAUAGGCGUGAUCAGGACUGGAAUACUCGAAGAAAUUUUAAUGGUAGAGACAUCCAUAUGCCACCUAGAGUUGUUCCAAGAUUUAUGAGGCCACCUCCACCCCCACCUCCAAAUUCUGCACCAUUUAUUCACCCACCACCAGUGCGGCCUUUUGGUGGCCACAUUGGAUUCCAUGAACUUGUACCUCCGGUGGUAUUUGUUGCAGCUCCACCCCCACCCCCGGAUUCACUGAGAGGUGUUCCUUUUGUGCCUCCAGUUCCACAUCAUGCAAUGUUCUUUGCAGGUUCAGACCCUCAGCUGCAUACUAAGAUAGUAAACCAGAUUGACUACUAUUUUAGUAAUGAGAAUUUAGUUAAAGACACAUUCUUGCGGCAGAACAUGGAUGACCAGGGCUGGGUUCCAAUAAAAUUAAUUGCAGGCUUCAAGAAAGUUAUGCAUUUGACUGACAAUAUCCAGCUUAUAUUGGAUGCUGUUCAAACUUCAUAUGUUGUUGAAGUGCAGGGUGACAAGAUAAGGAGACGAAAUGAUUGGAUGAGAUGGAUCAUGCCUUCUCCUCAGUUUCCUAAUGUUACAAGCCAUGGUGUGUUGAAUCAUGACAAACUGGCUGAACAAUUACACAACAUUUCUCUGGAGACAACUAACUACGACAUUCCAGGAAGACUAGGUGUUCUAUCUGAUAAUUCUCAACAUGGGCCUGUAUUUGGGGAUUUGAAUAAUCCAAUGCAGCUCUCCACUAGCGAGAGUGCUGGUCAAGUUGGUUUUCAUGGCUCAGAUCACUCUAUUUCUGCAAGAAAUUAGAGCUGUAGAUGUACUUCAGCACUGUAUUUUGGGAGCUCUUAAAGAGGGACACGGGAAGCAGGUAUAUAUAGAUGAUCAUUUUUGCAUAUCACACAAUGAGCACAAGGCAUGUUUUGGAUAACAUGAUUGAUAAAUGGGAGAAAAUACCUAUAAAACAGAAUAGAACAAAAAGGUAAGUCCCCCCCUCCCAACCCCCCAAAAAAGGCAAUUUUAAUUUAUGUUUUUUCUUUGGUUUUCGUGGAGCUAAGUGGCGCGACUAUUGUGAUUACUUGUUUUUAUGGGAUGGAUAUACUGUGCUUAAUCUUUAGUGGGGGAGUGUUUACGUCAAAAGACGGGGGAAUUUUGGCUUUGUUUCCCGACUGCCCCUCAGCUGCUUUUUAAAAUCUGAGGUCAGCUUCCAACCAUUAUAUUAGUUCAUGGGUCUUGAAUGUGUCUGAUAGAGCUAUCUGCUGCCACCGAGGGAAGAUGGAAUGUGGCUUUCUGCUACAAGAACUUGUCCUGCAACUGCUUUCAUGAGUGAUUGCAUAUGCACUUUUUAUAUCUCGUCUCUGUCAUCUCUGGAAUGACGUUGAUAUUAAUAGAUUUAUUUUCAUGUUUAAACUCACAAAAAUUCAUAAGCCAUUAGUGGCCCCUGUGAAGUUCUUGAAAACUUAAGACUUUAACUAUUCAGGUUAUAGCUGUAUAAGGUGGAUAUUAUUUAUCUAUUUAGACUUGAAGUUGCAUGGAACCUGAACCUAAGUUUAUUAUUUCAUAAAACCUGGCCAUCAUUUCUUGCCUUCAUGAAAUAAUCAUUUUUGCUGUUUGAUGUUGUGGGUGUAAUAAUCUGUUUUGCCAAAUGUACUGGUAAAUUGUAUUGUACCUCUGAUUUGUUUUACAUUUCUUAUCUUUAAUAUUUUAUUUCUCAUUA